Messenger RNA from Didymosphaeria variabile, 1134 nucleotides. RefSeq lists its product as uncharacterized. The transcript has a single exon. Bases 1 to 1134 code for a protein of 377 amino acids. The record is from RefSeq and is a predicted model, not a curated record. NCBI's taxonomy places the organism in Eukaryota, Fungi, Ascomycota, Dothideomycetes, Pleosporales, Didymosphaeriaceae. Gene Ontology annotation, molecular function: phosphatidylinositol binding.
AUGGCGCCUCUCCGAAUAACGAUACCCACGUCGCACACCGAAUCAGAUGGUGGUAAAGAGUUCACAACCUACGAAAUCCGCAUCGAGCACCCUUUCCCACGCGCAUCCACGUCCCUGCGAAAGCGCUACUCCGACUUCGCGGCACUCGACUCCGCUUUGCGCUCUCAAGUAGGCGCACUCCCGGCUCCCUUACCUGCCAAAUCGUGGCUUGGGGGUUUCCUUGGUCUCGGCAGCUCCCUCGGCUCCCCGGAGCAGAUAGAGAAGCGCAGACAAGGACUAGAAAAGUACUUAGAAGCGAUUGAAACAAGUGAAGACGGGCGAUGGCGGGUCAAUCCGGUAUACCGCGAGUUCCUCGAACUCGGAAGCGACAAAGACAAGAAGACGGCGAACCUUCCGGGCGCGCAGUUCGGCAAGGACAGAGUGAGGGACAGCACAGACUGGUUGGAUAAAUAUCAAGAGGUGAAGAGCAACCUGCAGGAUGCGAGACGGUGGUUGACGGCAAGAGAGCAAGCUACCGCCGCGACAGCGCAGCACGAAGCGGGUGCGAAUGCGAAGAAGGGUCUCGUCAGAGCCGGCACCCUUUUGUCAGCGUUGGAAGAGGGCUUGAACAGGCUGGGAGGCAGCAGCGAUGGAUGGAGCGGUGAUAAACUUGGCGAGGGUGAGAUACGGCGGCGACGUGAUCUCAUUGGCACGUCACGUAAAGAGCGCGAUGGCUUGGAGAGCGUGCUCAACACUAUGGCGGUGAAGGCCGCGGUCUCGGGGUCUGCAUCCUCCGCACCUUCCACAAACUCGGCUGCAGUCACGAACGAGCAAAAGGCUGGGCUCUUCAGUCGCGCGAAUCAAGCUGCACCAGGCCGAUCGGGACGUGUUCUUGGAGGUCAAGCCAAAGAGACCGAGCGCACACGCGAACUCGAUAAUGAGGGUGUGCUUCAACUUCAACAGCAGAUCGUCGCCGAGCAAGAUGAAGAUCUGGUCGACUUGACGACGGUGGUCAGACGCAUGAAAGAGAUGGGCGUUCAGAUCAACGAAGAACUGGUGUAUCAGAACGCCUUGCUCGACCAGGUCGACCAAGAUGUUGAGCGUGUUGAAGGCAAGAUGAAGAUUGCAAAGAAGCGCAUUGCAAAGAUCAAGUGA